GGGUUUGCUAUAGCCGCUGACGGCCCCUCGAGGGCACUCACAGUCCACUCAAUCGACAUGUCUGGACGGUUUCUGCGACUCUUCUUGCUUCUGUGUUUGGUGUGUACGGCCAGCGGAGGGCUGAAGAAGAAAUUCAAAAAAAUCCUCCAGAAGGUCGGCCUUCGGAAAACGCACGUUGCAGCUCCUCCUCCUCCUCCUCCUCCUCCUCCUCCUCCUCCUCCUCCUCCGCCACCACCGCCGGUAGUGACGCCACCACCUGAUGUCCCGAGGUUCACCUUGCUAGCCCCAGACCUGCUGAGGGCAGACAGCCAGGAGAACAUCUACCUGCAGGCUGAAGGUAUCGGCGUCCCCAUUGAGGUCCACAUCACCAUCACGGACUUCGCCAGGAUCACCACAUUGGUCACGGAGAGGAUCACACUGGAUCCAGGCAACAACUUCCAUGCCCUCCAAGCUGUGCAGAUACCUUCUGGACCUCUGAACCGUGAUGAGACCAAGAAGAAGUACGUGUGGCUGAGUGUGAACUUUGUCAACUAUCACAAGGAGGAAAGAAUCGUGCUGGUAUCCUUUCACUCAGGGUACAUCUUCAUCCAGACGGACAAGCCUAUCUACAACCCUGGAGAUGAGGUGCGCUUGCGAGCGUUUGUGUCAUCUCCGUCCUUCAAGGCUUUCGACAGCUCUCUGACUUUAGACGUGCAGAAUCCAGAAGGCGUGGUGGUCAAGCAGGUCUUCAGGAGCAGAGCUCCUUACGGCGUCUUUUCAGACUCUUUUCUAAUUCCGGAAUUUGCCAAUGAAGGCACGUGGAAGGUGAUUGCCAAGUUUGACCACUGGAAGCAGAACACCUUUACCUCCCAGUUUGAGGUGAAGAAAUACGUGCUGCCCGCCUUCAACGUCACCUUGACCCCCAGGAAGUCCUUCCUGAGCCUUGAUGACGACGAUCUGGAGGUGGAGAUCUCCGCCAGAUAUCUGUACGGCGAGCCGGUCCAGGGCGCGGCCUACGUGGUGUUUGGAGUGGACACCAACAAGGAGAUGACAAGGUUACCUUCAGUCAAGCAGGUGUCAAAUCUGGAGGGCGGAGUCGUCACUCUGAGCAUGGAUGAGCUCAAGAGGGCGUACCCUGACACGAGGACAUUGGUAGGCAGCUCCAUCUACGUCAAAGCUUCUGUCCUCACCAAGACCGGCAGCGACCUGGUUGAAGCGGAGAAAAAAGGGAUCAGGAUUGUGGGAUCUCCGUACAUCCUGUCCUUUAAGGACACACCAAAAUACUUCAAACCAGGACUCCCGUUUGACGUCACUAUCCAGGUGAGCCACCAUGAUGGUUCCCCGGCUCGUGACGUCCCAGUGAAGGUGAACUUGCUAGAGGCGCCCGUGAUGGUCGGCGUGGGUACAGCCAGGGUCACCAUCAACAUGCCCAGCCUUCGACAUGUCCAAGGCCUUGCUGCCGAGACCACGCUGCCGGGCUUCAAACCAGAGCAGCAGGCCAAGAACCAGAUGUUUCUUUUUCCGUACGUGCCCACGCUAAGUCUGAGCUACCUCUACAUCUCCACCAGCACCAAUACGGCGUCUGUGGGCGACACGUUGUCCCUCAAACUCACCAUCGCCACCGAGCAGAUACACAGAGACAAAAUCAAGCACAUCACCUACCUGGUGGUCAAUAAAGGCAAGAUCAUCCAAGCCAAGCGAAUGGGCGUGUCAGGACAGCUCGUCACCAGCGUAGGGCUGACAGUCACCCCCGAAAUGAUGCCCUCGUUCCGCUUUGUGGCCUUCUACAGCCUUCUGGCAAACGCCCGAGAGGAGGUGGUGGCCGAUUCCAUUUGGGUGGAUGUGAGCGACUCCUGCGUUGGAGAUCUGAAAGUAGGACCAGCAGAUGGCGUACUGCGGGACUACGCUCCCGGGAAUCGCUUCAGCGUCCGUGUGAGAGGUGACCCUGGAGCAAACGUCAGCUUGGUGGCCGUGGACAACUCCGUCUAUCUGCUCCGCAAGGACCGCCUCACCCAGAAGAAGAUGUGGGACAUUGUCGAGCACGGGGACAUGGGCUGCACCCGGGGGGGAGGUCUCAAUGCCAAGGGGGUGUUCAAAGACGCCGGGCUGAUGUUCUCCUCCAGCGCUGGCUUCAAAACCGACUCUAGGGAAGCCUUGCACUGUCCAGUCAGCAACACAAGGAGGCGCUCCGCUGAGCGCUUACAGCGGAAAGCCCAGUUGGAGAGCCACUAUAAGGAGAAGCUGCAGCAUCGCUGCUGCAUAGACGGGCUGCGGGACGUCCCCAUGCCUUACUCAUGCACCAGGCGCUCCCACUACAUCACGGAGGGCUGGGAGUGCAUCCGGGCCUUCCGCCACUGCUGCGCCAUCUACCGGGACCAGGUGUUGGAUACCGAGCUGCCCACCACCCUUGCGCCCACCACCGUCCCACCCACCACGACACCCGUGCCCACUGUUACUCGCGUAGGACAUUUUGGACCCCUGAUCCCCCUUCGAAGAGAAAUGUUUGACUGGGGGCGGAGCGUGUCCGAGAGGUCUUCUAUGACAUAUAGCAGCGUUCUUAAGACUGCUCCUGAUCCAGAAGUACCCGCCAGGAGACCGAGUGUGGUGAAGCAGCCAGAGCCGCCACAAGAGGAGUAUGAGGAGUAUGAGCAGUAUGAGGAUGAAGACUACCUGGAGGAGGCUGAUGUCUACCUGCGCUCAAAGUUCUUUGAGUCAUGGCUGUGGACCGAUGUCAACCUGCCGAGCGUCGCCGACAGUGAUGGGUUGGCGUGGAAGGACGUGACCCACGCCCUACCUGAUAGCAUCACAGAGUGGGGGGUUCUGGCCGUCAGCUCCUCACCUCACACAGGUUUCUGCGUUGCCGAGCCGUACAACAUCAAAGCCUGGAAACGUUUCUUUGUGGACUUGAAGCUUCCGUACUCUGUGGCGAGGAACGAACAAGUGGAAAUUAAAGCAGUGAUCCAUAACUACGGCUACGACGACCUGCAUGUCCGCGUGGUUUUGAUGAAGACGGAAGACAUGUGCAGUAUCGCGUUCAAGGACAGACACACACAGGAGCUGACGCUAGCGGCGGGGACUUCCAAGGCGGUGCCUUACACCAUCAUGCCUCUGGUGGUGGGUAAGCUGCCCAUAGAGGUGAUGGUGGUGGCCCGGGACAUGAUGGGAGGAGACCGCGUCCAGAAGCUUCUACGGGUGGUGAUGGAUGGAGUCCAGAAGACCAAAGUCAGGAGCACCAUGUUGAACCCGUCUGCUGAAGGAGGGAGGCAGACAGUCCAGGUGGGCAAGGUGGACCUGGAGGGUGUGGUCCCAAACUCGGCACCAGAAACAUUCAUCAACGUCAGAGGGAACAUUUUGGCCGACAGCAUCGACAACUCCAUCAGCGACGACUCCCUGGCGUCUCUCAUCCGCAUGCCUGGUGGUUGCGUGGAGCAGAACCUGGGCACCAUCACGCUGCCGCUCAUUGCCACCCUCUACCUGGAACGCACAAACGACUGGGAGAGCGUGGGCGUGCUGCGCAAAGCGGACGCCCUGCGAUACAUAAAGAGAGGCUACGAUAACCAACUGGCCUACAAGAAGAUGGAUGGUUCUUACCCUCCCUACAGGAAGGAAGGUGCCAGUACUUGGAUCACGGCGUACGCGGUGAAGGUCUUCUCCAUGGCUCAUUCAAUCAUCGGCAUCGACACUCAGCAAGUCUGCGACCCGCUCAACUUCCUUGUGGGCAACAAGCACAGACCUUCCACGGGACACUUUGUGGAGGACAAUCCGGUUUACAGCACAACCAUGACUGGCGGAAUGCGGGGUGACGACCCCGAGGCCACCCUGACGGCGUUUGUUCUAAUCGCGCUGGCGGAGGCGAAACAGGCGGGAAUCCGAUGCAGCGGUCAAAACCUGGAGGCGACCAUAGGUAAGACAGCAGCAUACCUGAAGAAGGCCCUGACGAGCACAGGGAGGAGGCCUUACACGGUGGCCAUCGCAUCUUACGCCCUGGCCUUGGUGGGAUUAGGUCCAGAUUUUGACCCCACGACACAUCUCAGAGCAUCGGGUCAAGGCAGCCACUGGCCUGACACACAGAACCACUUGUUCACCCUGGAGGCCACAGGCUACGCCCUGCUGGCGCUGGUCAAGUUGGGUCACAUGACGGAAGCAGAGGCGGCCUUCAAGUGGCUCAACAGUCAGAGGAGGAUCGGAGGAGGCUAUGGUUCUACUCAGUCCACCAUGGUGGUGCUGCAGGCGCUGUCCGAGUACUUAAUCCACACGCCUUCCUCUGAUGAGCUUUCCCUAAAUGUGGACGUCAGGAUAACGGGCCGCCGGGACAUCCGCUACCAUUUCAACCCCAGGACCGCCUAUGCAGCUCAAUCAUCGCGGCUGCCCGCUCAUCUGGACCUGACUGUGGAGGCGACGGGGAACGGGCGGGGAAUACUGGAGGUGGUGACCUACUACAACCAGCUACAUGAAGUGGACGAGAAGAUUCCUUGCAAGAACUUUGAGCUCAGUGUCGCCAUGGAGGAGGCCAGCGAGAAGCCUCCAGCAGACGUGGAGAAGUCCUACCAGAUGACCGUCAAAGUGAGGGCUUUAGGACCCAGCGACGUCAGGCUGGUGGUGCUGGACGUCACCCUGCCCACCGGCUUCACCCCCGAAAACUCCGACCUGGAAAUGCUGUCCAACUCAGUGGACCGUUACAUCAGCAACUUCAAGAUGGUGGACAACCUGAGCGACCGAGGCUCUCUCAUCAUCCACCUGUUUAAGGUCUCGCACAAGGAACCGGAGAUCUUGGUCUUCAGGCUCCAUCAGAACUUCAAAGUGGGCCUUCUGCAGCCGUCUUGGGUCGCUGUGUACGAGUACUACAACCCUGACCAACGCUGCAGUAGGACGUACACGCCCAGUCAACAACCCGACGACCUGACUCACAUCUGCAAGGAAAACGUCUGCCGCUGCACGCAGGGCGACUGCUGCAUCGCCAAAAGUGACGGCGAGGACUUUGUCAAGAAGGAAAGAGAGACGUUUGCCUGCAAGUCUCUACAUCACGUUUUCCAGGUGAAGGUCGUGAACGUCAGCCACAGUUACUACGACAGAUACGACAUGGAGAUCACACGCGUUAUCAAACUGGGCGUGGAGGCGGGAGUCGAAACAGGUCAGAGUAGGGUCUUUAUGUCCCACGGAGGUUGCAGAGAAGGACUGGACCUGAAGAUAGGCUCACAGUACCUCAUCAUCGGGCCCAAAGAGGACAAGUGGGACGUGGACCGUGACAGCAACAGGUUCAUGUACACGCUCGGUAAGGCAACCUGGGUGGAACGCUGGCCUUCGCCUGCAGAGUGCGGCAGGGACCUGCAGGCCAAAUGCACGAGCCUCGACGCCGCCGCCAAGGAACUCUUUGAGAACGCUUGCAGGCUGUAAGACGCUUGGCCUGCUGUGGUCACUGUGGGAAAACACGUUUUUUACACACAAAAAAAAAGCUACAACGUGACUCGUGACAGUGACUUGUUCUUUUGUCAUUUCUUGUUAAAUGUUUGUCUUUACAUUUUAUAAGAUGGCGGGCAGAACUAAUGAUUUUUUUCAUGAAAAAGUACACAUUUAUUGAUGUUACAAAACUAUUCUCCCCAUCUGAAAUCAUAGAGAACUGUUCCAGGGUCAAACUGUAAAAUAUGUAUUUGGUUUACAGUGGUUGUUUUAACAUUCUUAUGUGUCACCUAAGUGUAAACAGCAGUGUCCACAAGUGAGUUAGCAUUCGAUGACUAUACUGUACUUCUCUUGUUGUCAGUUAUCCUUCUUUGGAAUAAAAUCCAGAAAAAGCUGAAA
This is a messenger RNA of Doryrhamphus excisus (bluestripe pipefish), 5775 nucleotides long. The record is from RefSeq and is a predicted model, not a curated record. NCBI's taxonomy places the organism in Eukaryota, Metazoa, Chordata, Actinopteri, Syngnathiformes, Syngnathidae.